AUGAAACAAGAAUAUCCAAAUGCUUCUGAUACAUCCGAGAAGUUACCAACAUGCACUACUAAUACAAGCACUGUUGAAUAUCAACAACAAGUAGACGUACAGAAAAUAUCGGCGGAAUGGAGCAUGAUUUGCAGUCUUUCCUAUAUUAUUCCAGGAAUGUUUUCCAAUAUCAAUCUCGCCACAUAUAGUGACGUUUACGAAACUCUUCCCGAAUCAAGAAAACGUAAACAUGUUUCACCUUUAGAUAACAUGAAGAGGGUUUUAGAAUGUUAUUCCUCAGACUUCUCGCCAAAAGGAAAACGCUGGAUGUUCAUUUUAUUGAUAUUUAUCUUUUCAAUGUCAGCCAUUUCAAAUUUAAGCAGACACAACAACUAG
Messenger RNA from Mytilus californianus (California mussel), 375 nucleotides. RefSeq lists its product as uncharacterized. The transcript is spliced from 3 exons. Bases 1 to 375 code for a protein of 124 amino acids. The record is from RefSeq and is a predicted model, not a curated record. NCBI's taxonomy places the organism in Eukaryota, Metazoa, Mollusca, Bivalvia, Mytilida, Mytilidae.